AUGUCUAGUGGGUCUCCUUGUGCUUCAAAAAAAUGUUAUUGUGGCAUUCCAUCCAAGAUGUUGACAUCGUGGACAACUGAUAACCCGGGGAGAAAAUUCCUGACUUGUAAGUUCUCUGAUGUUCACACUGGUAGGAAAGGAUGUGGUUGGUUUUAUUGGGUUGAUCCUGAUGUUGUGGAGUGGCAAAGAGUCGUGACGAAUGAAUUGGUGGUGGAGAAGAGAUUGCUGAAAACAGAGUUGAGGAUCAUGAUGACAGAAUUGCAGAAGUUGGAGGAUGACAAAGCCCUUCUUGUUGCUGCCAAUGAGAGGCUUGAAAGGAUAUGCAAUGGUGGAGUGGCUGGAAUGAAGGGGACAUAG
Molecule: messenger RNA, 357 nt
Organism: Spinacia oleracea (spinach)
Lineage: Eukaryota; Viridiplantae; Streptophyta; Magnoliopsida; Caryophyllales; Amaranthaceae
Exons: 1
Coding region: 1-357 (118 amino acids)
Molecular function (GO): zinc ion binding
Source: RefSeq, a predicted model, not a curated record